Messenger RNA from Vigna radiata var. radiata (mung bean), 1145 nucleotides. RefSeq lists its product as uncharacterized. The coding region runs from base 168 to 812 and encodes 214 amino acids. Lineage: Eukaryota; Viridiplantae; Streptophyta; Magnoliopsida; Fabales; Fabaceae. The transcript is spliced from 6 exons. The record is from RefSeq and is a predicted model, not a curated record.
AGAACAACCUUCAAUAUCCACAUUAUGUUCUCCUUAGUUUAUCUCUUUCACACUCUCUCGUCAUUAAUAUUUUUAAGCUUUCAUCAACACCAACAAACACAAAACCUUUUAAAAAACAUUUCUGUUUUUCUGUCUUUCACGAACACUACCAGCGAGUGCAGGACACGAUGAACAUUAUGUCCACCCAUCAGUGUUCUUGGCCCCUUAGAGUUCAAGAUCAUCUUGACAAAACAAGCAUUAAUAAGGCUCCAUUUUGUAGAGGAUUGGACGUGCUUAAUGUUGGAUACCAAGCUCAAAAAUAUGGUCACAGUGCCAGAAAAUGCAGACCCAUUUUUUCCAGUUCAGGAAGCAACAAUAUGGAUGCCUCUGAUUCAGAUGAAAUUGAUAAGAACAAACCCCAGAACGGUGAAAUGGGUGGAAUGAACAGUGAAAUUCUUAGAGAGAACCUCGAGAAAAUAGUUGGAAGAGAUGAUUCCACUUUUAGUGGAUUUGACCUUGCCACUCUCAUUAGGAACAAAUAUGGGAGGUCUUAUGAUGUUCAGUUGAUAAAGAAGGAAUUCAUGGGAAGAAAUCUCCUUGCAAUGAAUGUAAUGUGGAAGUACAUGGAGCAGAGAUCUUUCCCAUUGACUGAAGAAGAGUAUAUUUUGAGGCUUGACGAUGUUGCAAACACCUUGAAAUGUUGGGGAGCUGUCUCACAUAUUCGGAACAGCCUAGAAAAGUCAAAAGAACGACCUCGAAUAGGGAAGGCAGUAAGCAUUUUUAUAGAUAUGGAUGAGUCAGGUGCUCGUGCCAACGAGUGGAUCUACAAAUAGAAUGGAAAGCAUUGGUGAGUUGAAAUCUUAAGCUAAUCAUUGGAUUCAGAUACAGCUUGGGAAAAGUCCACAGCCGCAGGACAACCACUUUUUGUGAAUUUCGUUAGUUUGGAAUUUUAUUAUACUUGGAUCUUAACAUCUCCAGAUGCAUUUUCUAACGUUUCUGAUGGCAACUUGGCAUCAGGGCUAGGCAACAAUAAUUUUGGUUCUUCCCUUCUUCUUUUUUCAAUUGUUCAUAUUGAUGUAAAAUCAGUAAAUAUAAGAAAAGCAUUCAUACUAGUUAAUGUAAGAAAAACAUUCAUAUUAAAUUUAUAACAUACUUGUUUCAAAUUA